GCGGGCGCGGGGCGGGUCGGCGCCUUUGUGUGAGCCGGGCCGGGAUGGUGCGGGGCGCCGGGCGGAGCCCCUUGCCCUGCCAGUUCCUGCUCCCGCCGCGGAUGAAAGUGUGAAGGCCGAGCUGACCAGGAGAAGGGACUCUUAAGCAGCUGCUAAGAUGGGCAUGAGGAUCAAGCUGCACAGCACCAACCACCCCAACAACCUGCUGAAGGAACUCAACAAGUGCCGGCUCUCCGAGACCAUGUGCGACGUCACCAUCCUGGUGGGCUCCCGCUCCUUCGCCGCGCACAAGGCCGUGCUGGCCUGCGCUGCCGGCUACUUCCAGAACCUCUUCCUCAACACGGGGCUGGAUGCUGCCAGGACCUACGUGGUGGAUUUCAUCACGCCAGCCAACUUCGAGAAGAUCCUGAGCUUUGUGUACACCUCGGAGCUCUUCACCGACCUCAUCAACGUGGGCGUCAUCUACGAGGUGGCGGAGCGGCUGGGCAUGGAGGAUCUGCUGCAGGCCUGUCACUCCACCUUCCCCGACCUGGAGAGCUCGGCCAUCACCAAGCAGCCUGCCCUGUCUGUGGGGGAAGGCCGGGCCGGGCCGCUGAGCAGCACCUCCUCGGAGCAGAGCCACUCUUUGGGGGACAUCCGGAGCGGCGCGGAGCACUUCGGCCCCGAGCGGAAUUACCUCCUGCACGGGGACGUGGUGGGCAGCUACAAAGAGGAUGACAGGAGUGCCGUGGGUGAGGCCAGCCAGGCUCUCCCCAUGAUGCACCCCCAGCAGACUCCCAAGACAGAGCAGGAGUCGGAUCCGGGGCAGUUCGCUCCGGUCGCGGCUCUGGGGGCCCAGCCCGGUGGGAAUGUCGUGGCACAGACCACCGGCAGCUCCUGCCCUCAGUACAAGGCCCAGAGCAACGGUGACUACGGCAAGGGCGGCUUCUUCCCCACCGACCCCUCCCUGGAUGUCUCCACGGGGAGCAAUUCCUGCCCCAGCAACAGCGACCACUCCAAAGAGCCGGGAUUCGAGCAGAUGGAUGAGCUCCAGCUGGAGGAUUUGGGAGAGGCCGAGCUGCAUUUUGAGGAUGCUGGAGAAGAGCUGGUGCCGUCUGAGGAAGUGAUUGAGCUGAGCGAUGACAGCGAGGAGGAACUGGCCUUCGAGAGCGACAGCCGGGACAGCAAGGCCAUGCCCUGCCAGGUGUGCAAGAAGGUGCUGGAGCCCAACAUCCAGCUGAUCCGCCAGCACGCCAGGGACCACGUCGACCUGCUGACAGGGAACUGCAAAGUCUGCGAGACCCACUUCCAGGACCGCAACUCCAGGGUCACUCACGUGCUGUCCCACAUCGGCAUCUUCCUCUUCUCCUGCGACAUGUGCGAGACCAAGUUCUUCACCCAGUGGCAGCUGACGCUGCACCGGCGGGACGGAGUCUUCGACAACAACGUCAUCGUCCACCCCAGUGACCCCCUGCCGGGGAAGGUGGCCGUGUUUGGGGGAGGGCCCGGCCCCGAGCUGGCCUGCGCUGCCUGCGGGAAGCCCUUGGCCAAAGAUUUCCACGCCGUCCGGAGCCACCUGCUGGAGCACGUGAACCUGAAGAGCCAGACGUGCGGCGUGUGCGACCAGCGGCACCUGAGCCUCUGCAGCCUGCUGUGGCACGCCCUGUCCCACCUGGGCAUCUCCGUCUUCUCCUGCUCCGUGUGCGCCAGCAGCUUCGUGGACCGGCAGCUCCUGGAGAAGCACCUGGCCGUGCACCAGCACGUGGAGGAGGCUCUCUUCCAGUGCCACUUCUGCAGCCAGAGCUUCAAGCUGGAAGCCGCCUAUCGCUACCACGUCAGCCAGCACAAGUGCGGGGGCAGCCUGGACAUCCGGGCGGGAUUUGGGGAGCGCCUGCAGCCGCAGGGGCUGCCCAAGAGGAAGCUGCCCGAGGAGUUCCUGAGCGAAGAGCUGGCGCUGCAGAACCAGCCGGGGAACAGCAAGUACAGCUGCAAGGUGUGUGGCAAGAGGUUCGCCCACACCAGCGAGUUCAACUACCACCGGCGCAUCCACACCGGGGAGAAGCCGUACCAGUGCAAGGUGUGCCACAAGUUCUUCCGCGGGCGCUCCACCAUCAAGUGCCACCUGCGGACGCACUCGGGGGCCCUCAUGUAUCGCUGCACGGUGUGUGGCCACUACAGCUCCACGCUCAACCUGAUGAGCAAGCACAUAGGGGUGCACAAGGGCAGCCUCCCGCCGGACUUCACCAUCGAACAGACUUUCAUGUACAUCAUCCAUUCCAAAGAGGCCGAGAAAAACACGGAUAGCUGAUGGGGGCACGGCUGGCGGAGGAGUGUUAACGAUGGAAGCUUUGGAGGAGGAAAAGGAGGGGAAAAAAAAAAAAAAAAAAAAAAAGUUGUUUUGUUUUAUUUAAUGGUCAGGCAUCAUGGAUGGAAUUCUCUUUUGGUUUUGGUUUAAUUUUUUUUUAUUUUUGUUUUUUGGGCCUUCCUAGGGCUUUUUAGAUUGGUGGCGUUGUACAAAUUAACAGCACGUGAGGUACAUCACUGUUCCAAGGAGUCUGUCGUGUUUACUUACCUCUGGUCCUGUUAGAGGGCAUCAAGUUCUGUGCUUUUAGCAUUUCUCACUAGUUUUUGAGUCUAGAUUCUAUUUUUUUUUUUUUGAGCCUUUUAGCCCACUUGACCAGGCUAACCCUGAGCUUGUCCACAAACUGAUGCUGCUAAGAUUUUCACACCUGACCUCAGUGGAGAGGGACAGAGCCAGAGCAGGCGCUGGACUCGAAGGAAAGGAACAAAAGAGAAAGAAAGAAGGAAAGAAAAAGACACUCUGGGCAUCCCUGGUGUUCUGCUGCUACUGCCAGGAGACGAGCAAAGCGUGCUCUGGGAUCGGCCAUUGCUGUGUUGCUGGGGAGAGGAGCAGGAAGCACCUGAAUGUGUAAACAAGGAGGGAUCCCCGCAGGGAACCAGGAGCAGGGGAUUUCACAGAUUCCCAGGCCGUGUUUGCUCUGCCGUGGCUGGGACUCGCUCGUGCCCUGAGACCCGGAGGAGGAGCUGAAGGAGCAACACAACCUCCCUGCAGAGCUGGGCACAGACGGCUGCGUGAGCACGGGGGUCUCCUGUAGGACUGGAGAGGGAGGGGGGGAGCAGGUCCAGGCUCCCUGUGGGGUGAUUUGUGGUGGCCACAGAGAGCCAGGAGUCUCCUGGCUCUGCUCUGCCCCAGCCUCACGCUGUGCCCCGGGCAGACGAGUCAGGCUGAAGCUGUUGCCUUAACUCCCUGGAAGGAGGAGGGACCCUUCUCCUGCCAGAGGGAUCCCCCCUCCCACGCCCUGCGUCGCCACAUCCCGGACGCGCUCCGGUGGCAAACGUGUGUGCUUGGAGUGAUGUGAGUUUGUUCAUGGAGUGGGAGCCACAGCGAUGGCUUGGCCUCUCCUGCUGCAUGCUGGGCACUUCUGG
Molecule: messenger RNA, 3426 nt
Organism: Vidua macroura (Pin-tailed whydah)
Lineage: Eukaryota; Metazoa; Chordata; Aves; Passeriformes; Viduidae
Gene: ZBTB39
Product: zinc finger and BTB domain containing 39
Exons: 2
Coding region: 158-2287 (709 amino acids)
Biological process (GO): regulation of immune system process; negative regulation of transcription by RNA polymerase II; regulation of cytokine production
Molecular function (GO): protein binding
Source: RefSeq, a predicted model, not a curated record